AUGCAAGCGCUUCAUCUUCCUGGUGUGCCACUACAGGAAACACCCGCUUUCACCUAUCCACACAAGAAACCUCCGCCAUCAGUUUUGGUGUUUUCUUCUGCCAACUUUCCAGAGCCUCCAGAGCCUCAACCCCGAUCCACAGGCUCAGAAUCAGACCCGCCCUCCCAAUCGACACCAGCUUACCUUAUUCGCGUUUUGACAACCGCACUCACACGCGGGGAAUUAACGUGGCCUGAGACUCUUGAACCCUCCCGCUUUCACCCGUAUGGCUCUGCCAUACCGGGUCACGACGUCGUUGGCAUCAUCCAGAAGGUGUACCCAUCUCCGUCUACUAGCCAAUCACCCAAAUUCAAUGUAGGAGACAAAGUCUGGGCACUCAUCGACUUUGACCGCGACGGAGCGGCAGCGACGUUGACCGUGGCGCAUGAGAGCGAACUGAGCCUCAUCCCCGACCGACCCUCAACAUCUACUGUCCUUGUGUCACGAUGGGACGAACUUCUAGCCACCGUCCCACUCUCAGGCCUGACAGCCUAUCAAGCCAUGUUCAUCCACGGAGGCCUCCCACGAUCAUCCCUCAACGUUACGCCAUCUCCAUCGCACUCUCCCUCGUCGGACAAAUCCUACCGUAUCCUCGUCCUAGGCGCCGCAGGCUCAGUCGGCGUCCCAGCUCUAUCACUCGCACAUUCUGCAGGCUUCCACGUCACGGCAGUGUGCAGCUCACCCAUGCUGUCAUUCGUAUCUGAAACUCUUCAUGCAGAAAAUGUCAUCCAAUACCCAUCUCCGGAUUUUACAUCCAUCCCUGACAUCUUCACCAAACUCUCCCUCGAGCCUGUGGAUUUAGUGCUUGAUUGUACAGGCGCCACACUUCUGCUUCCCAUUUUGUCUCACCCGAAGCCAGUCAUUCGUGAAAAAGGUAGGGUCGUCACGAUCGUUGCUCCUGUCGAGGAUAUGGUUAAAGCCGCAUCGGCACCUCAAACCCCGCACGUCCCGGAUAUUCCAACAAAGUUCUUCAUUGUUCGCCCGUCUGGAUCGGAUUUAGAUAUUUUGGGCAAGCUUAUUGCUCAGGAUCGACUACAGAUGCAUACAGACAAGGUCUUUGAGUUGGAACAAGGUCGUGAGGCGAUGGAGUUGGUAGAGAGUCGUGGGAGGAGGAAUGCAGGCAAGGUCGUGAUCAGAGUUGCGGAGGAGUGAUGGACGAGGGUUUCUACGGCUUUCUACGUAGCCGAUCCAUUCGCUCUGCAGGAAAUUGCUCAAGUGUGCACAACUGUCCAGAGUUGGACCUCGAGCGUUUGAUCAUG
Messenger RNA from Exophiala mesophila, 1298 nucleotides. RefSeq lists its product as uncharacterized. Gene Ontology annotation, molecular function: oxidoreductase activity. Lineage: Eukaryota; Fungi; Ascomycota; Eurotiomycetes; Chaetothyriales; Herpotrichiellaceae. The coding region runs from base 1 to 1191 and encodes 396 amino acids. The record is from RefSeq and is a predicted model, not a curated record. The transcript has a single exon.